Molecule: messenger RNA, 1131 nt
Organism: Trichomonas vaginalis G3
Lineage: Eukaryota; Parabasalia; Trichomonadida; Trichomonadidae
Exons: 1
Coding region: 1-1131 (376 amino acids)
Source: RefSeq, a predicted model, not a curated record
AUGACGGAAACUCCACUCCCUGUGAAACGUCCGAGCUCAGGGAAGACAGUUUCUUACUUCCUACAACAUGAUUAUGGACAUGAAAUUACUAAGAAAUAUCAAAACCAAAAGCAAAAUUUCCAAGAAAUUCGUCAUCUAUACGAAUUAAUUUUGAAAUCUUCUGAUAAAAAAAUCACUCCUGAGCAUAAACAGAAAUUACUAGAUACUAUUGAUAUACUACAAACAAUUAAAUCUCAAUUAAUUGAAGGUUUUUCCCAUUACGAAAAAAAUUCUCAUAAAGAAUCUCUUCCACCUGCCCAUCCUCAUCGCCAACAACCAAGAAUGGAGAUAUUACGCUCAGUUUCGCAGAAAAUUACAUAUAAUCCUCAAACACAUCAGAAACCACAAAAGAAACUCAAACGAGCAUCAAUUACAACAGAGACUACUUCUCGCCAAAUUAAUUCCAUGACUAUUUGGAACCAAGUUAAUAGGUUUUAUUCGACAGUUCCAACAGUUUCGAACCUUGCAAAUUUUUUAUAUCCAAUUGACAUUACACCUAAGCGCGGACAAAUAGGCCAACACUAUUCUAUUGCAUAUAAUGAUAAACUUAAGCAGAAAUAUAAGAACGAUUCCGUUCAAAUUCGAAUUCCAGGAUCAAUCACCCCAGCAAAUGCAAAUUCUGGAGCAUCACCCGAAGUAGUUUUUCAUAGAUUACUUUGUUCAUUCGUACAACUUACGAAAGAGCGCCCUGUUGAAAGAAAUGGAAAAAAUUUCGAAGCCCCUCCAAUUGAUCACAACGCGGAAGCUCUAUUUCCGAAUGCAUACGGUACAUCAAUAUAUACCAGCAUUCCUUUUGAACAGAAACUGCUACUAGAAGUACAAUCUUUAGAUUUACAUCCAGGAAAGAACGAAAUCAUUUCAGUUGAUAAUGACAUAGCGAGAGAAAUAGAUCUUGCUAACGAAGAAUACAUAAACAGUCUCAAAAAGACAAAUCAAAUGAGAGCUUCCAUUUUAGAGAGACUUAAAGCUGCAGAACCAUCUUUAGUUGCAAAGGCAAUGAAACUCAGAAAGGCUGUUUCUCAACCGGACCGUCCUGAAACUCCAAAGAAAAUUCCUCGACCAAAAUCUCGAGGAAAAAGCUUUGAUGAAUAA